AUGAUACAAUUGGGGGCAGUUUUGAGAGUAGGUGUUUCCUUGAAAAUAUACAGUGUACAAGGGAAAGCUAAUGGUCUUUUUUGUUUGCAAGAACAGCUUCUUUCAGAUGUUUCACAUGCAAAACAUGAGAAGAUAGUUGAUAUUGAAAGGGGAGUUAGUCAAAUGAAAAUAGCACUACACAAUAAAAGGGCGCUUAUAGUACUCGAUGAUAUAAGCAAAACUGACCAACUGACGGCAUUUUGCGGAAACAGUGAAUGGUUUGGUUGUGGGAGUAUGAUACUCAUUACAACAAGAAAUAAGCACAUACUCGAUGAACUCAAUGAGAAAUAUUUCUUUGAAAUGAAAAGAAUUGACAACAGUAAAUCUCUUGAGCUUUUCAGCUGGAACGCUUUUAAGCAUUUGAGUCAUAGAGAUGAUUUUGUUAAGCUUGCAAAAAGUAUAGUUACUUAUUGUGAAGGAUUGUCGCUGGUUCUUGAAGUGCUUGGCUCUCUUUUGUUCAAUAAGACAAAACCAGAGUUAAGAAGUGUAUCGACGAAAUUGAAAGGCAUUCCCACAGGUCAAAUGCAGGAGAAGCUCAAAAUAAGCUGCGAGUAUCUGGAUGGUUCAGUGAAAGAUUACUUGUUCUUUAAUAUCGCUUGCUUUUAUGUGGGUGUGGAAAAACAGGAUGUCAUGCACAAAUUAAAUGGCUUCAAAAUUCCUACAGAAAAUGGAAUAAGAAUGCUCAUUGAGCAUAGCCUUGUAAAAGUUGACAUGAAUAAUAAAUUGGGGAUGCAUGAGUUGCUGCAAGAGAUUGGAAAAAGCAUCAAUCCUAAGAAGUCAAAAUCCAAAUAUGUCUACGAUGUGUUCUUGAGUUUUAGGGGUGAAGAUACAUGCAAAUCUUUUACGAGUCAUCUUCACAUCACAUUAAAAAAUGCAGGCAUUGAAACUUUCAUGGAUAAUGGGAUUAGAAGGGGAGAAAAUAUCUCAUCCACGCUAAGACAAGCAAUUGAAAAUUCCAGAAUGUCAAUCAUUAUUUUUUCAAUCAAUUAUGCUGGCUCUAGAUGGUGCUUGCAAGAAUUGGAGAAAAUCAUGAAGUGUCACAGAACUACUGGUCAAGAGGUCUUGCUUAUAUUCUACGGUGUCCAGCUAUGA
Messenger RNA from Neltuma alba, 1131 nucleotides. RefSeq names its product TMV resistance protein N-like. The transcript has a single exon. Gene Ontology annotation, molecular function: ADP binding. NCBI's taxonomy places the organism in Eukaryota, Viridiplantae, Streptophyta, Magnoliopsida, Fabales, Fabaceae. The coding region runs from base 1 to 1131 and encodes 376 amino acids. The record is from RefSeq and is a predicted model, not a curated record. Gene Ontology annotation, biological process: signal transduction; defense response.